Lactuca virosa is the source of this 621-nucleotide messenger RNA. Lineage: Eukaryota; Viridiplantae; Streptophyta; Magnoliopsida; Asterales; Asteraceae. The record is from the annotation of a GenBank genome assembly.
AUGGAUUCAAUUCAAUCCCAAAAAAAUAUUCUGGUACAAGUUCUCUUUCAUUUCAUCCUGCAGUACGCUUCAUUGAAGCCAUUGGGUGACAGAGUGUUGGUUAAAAUCAAGGGUGCUGAAAAGUGCAGAAGGCAUGACAAUUCGGCGAAACAAGGUGUAAAUUGGUGUCAAGACUGGUACCCAGUUGUAUACUCCAAGUAUGCAGGGACUGAAGUUGAGUUUAAUGGGUCAAACCAUCUCAUACUGAAGGAAGAUGACAUUGUUGGUAUUCUUGAAAUAGAAGAUGUUACGGAUUUGAAAUCUCUUGAUGACAGAGUCCCUAUCAAGGGCGAGGAAGCCGAGGAAACGACACGGCGUAUUGCUUACACAAGCAAGCAAAGAAAAACCCUCUAUUGGCACAUAGGACCUGGUCCUUUAGAUGAUGAAGGAAACACCGUUCUUUACUCAAAAUAUGCAGGGAACAAUUUUAAAGGAACCACACCCCUUGAAUCUAAUUUUUCCACUUGCUUUAGCUAUAGCAUCAAUCUGGUCGGAUUUUAUUUUAAGUUUUCAUUCCCUACAAAUUCUGGAAAGGAUUUUUGUGAUAGAGUUCACUGUGAUUGGAUUAAAAGCAGCCUCUGA